CACCGUUAAGGAAUCAACGGAAUUUCACAAAACCCUAGAUUACAGAACCAGAGCAAAUAGGGAACAAACAAAGCUUGAAGCUUUAAGGAUACAGACGACGCAUACAUGUAGAGAGAGAGACAUGGAUAAGGCUGUGGUGACGCUCGAUAAAGGCACAACAUGCUCUGCUUGGAACUACUGUGGGCAGAGAUUGGCUACUGGUUCGAUAGAUGGAACAUUAACUAUUUUCGAUUCAGCUGAUCCAGCUUCCUCGUCAUUCACCUGCAGUUCUAGAACUGGGGUUAAUGAGGCCAGCAUUGUGAAAGUCCUUUGGGUUCCUCCAGAAUAUGGUGAUGCAGUUGCAUGCAUUUUUGCAGAUGGAACUUUUUCAUUAUGGCAGGAGGUUGUUGAAGAUACAGAACCUCUUCGAUGGAAGCUGUGCAAGCACUUUGAACAUUCAAAACAAGUGCUAGAUAUUCAAUUUGAAGUCUCCCAAACAAGUCUGAAACUGGUUUCUGCGUAUUCUGAUGGCCACGUGAAAAUCUAUGAGCUCCUGGAUCCAUUGGAAUUGAAGAAUUGGCAACUUCAGGCUGAAUUCCUGAAUGUUAUCGAUAUGAUAUCCAAAACUGGGAAGGCUUCAUGUGUGUCUGCAUCUAUCUCUUGGAAUCCACAAAGAGGUGAAAGCCAGGAAUCAAGCUUUGUACUGGGUUUUAAUUCUGAUAUUCCACAACUCAAUUCCUCCAAAGUUUGGGAGUUUGAUCAGGAUCAUCAACGAUGGCUUCCAGUUGCAGAGUUGGCUUUGCCCGGGGACAGGGGUGAUCAGGUUUAUGCUGCUGCUUGGGCACCAAAUAUUGGCAGGCCAUACGAGGUGAUAGCCAUUGCAACCCACAGGGGAAUCGCAAUAUGGCACAUGGAAUUGAAACCUGACCCUGGAGGAAGGCUUUCAGUGGAGAAGGUUGCGUCACUCUCUGGUCAUGAUGGCGAGGUGUGGCAGAUGGAAUGGGACAUGGGCGGAAUGACACUAGCUACCACCGCAAAUGACGGGAUGGUGAGGUUGUGGCAAUCCAACUUAAAUGGGGUUUGGCAUGAACAGGCUGCAUUUGAACCCACCACUUAGCAUGCUGCUUCAUUGGUUCUUCUAUGUUUACUUCACAGCAAUGAAGUAAGGAUAUGUGUGGUGGUUGUGCAGCUAUCAUGUUCAAAAGGUUUUCAUCAGGCAUAGGAGGUUAUGUUCCAGCUUCUGGGAGCCGACUCCUGCUUGUUAAAUGUGGAGUUUGGGAAUGUGGUCAUCUAUUGAAAUUUGUUCAACUUGGAGAGAGUGUUUCUAAUGAAACCUUCACUAUGUUAUGAGCUAAAAUGCCAGGAUACUCGUCACAGGAUGAAAUGCACAACUCUCUUAGCUCUGUAUAAUUAUCCAUCCAUUGUCUGCUUUCAGGCCAUUGCGAGUCUUGGGUAUUGGAGUUUGUUCGACUUGUGGGUAGUUCUAUCCUUGGUCUUUUUGAAUUUCUAGGUGUGUUGGUGGCUUGGUUAGUAUUGUGAUCCACUUUUCGCUAUCAUUAUGUGAAUUUUUCAAUAUGGCCGUAAUGUUUUGUUUGAAUACAGUGGCUUUGAGAUGAAUAUUGAUGUUUUUGUAGGACAGUUUGAGUUAUAUAGGUAAAGGUGGUUUUAAUUACCAUGAGGUAUAGUUUAGGUGAUUUGAAUGUUCAGCCGUGACUGAUGGUUAUAGUUAUAAAUAAAUCGUAGGAUGAUUAACGAAGACGGACUUUGGGAUCAAGAUUGUUGCUUUGCCUGGUUAUCGCCUUAUUAGAGAAGGGCACGGAUUUGUGAGAUUAGGUAAUUAUUUAGUUAGUUUUAUCUUUAUGUCGAUAGAAUUGAUUAUGUCGAUAGAACUUUGUUGAUAUCCUGAUCAAAUUUGACAUUUGAUAUAUUAAUCAAACGUGUUCGAUUUUCUGUGGAUCCGUGGAAGCUGUCGGGAUUUGUUGAAGCCCUUGUUACUCUUCUAUUGAAGCAGAUGAUCAGGAUU
Molecule: messenger RNA, 2002 nt
Organism: Ilex paraguariensis (yerba mate)
Lineage: Eukaryota; Viridiplantae; Streptophyta; Magnoliopsida; Aquifoliales; Aquifoliaceae
Source: the annotation of a GenBank genome assembly